This is a messenger RNA of Priceomyces carsonii, 1374 nucleotides long. RefSeq names its product RuvB family ATP-dependent DNA helicase pontin. The transcript has a single exon. Gene Ontology annotation, biological process: regulation of transcription by RNA polymerase II; box C/D snoRNP assembly; chromatin remodeling. Bases 1 to 1374 code for a protein of 457 amino acids. Lineage: Eukaryota; Fungi; Ascomycota; Pichiomycetes; Serinales; Debaryomycetaceae. The record is from RefSeq and is a predicted model, not a curated record. Gene Ontology annotation, cellular component: R2TP complex; Ino80 complex; NuA4 histone acetyltransferase complex. Gene Ontology annotation, molecular function: ATP binding; DNA helicase activity; ATP hydrolysis activity.
AUGGUGCAAAUCAACGAAGUGAAAGAGACACAGCCUAAGGAAAGUAGGACUGCUGCACACACCCAUAUUAAGGGAUUAGGGUUAGAUGAGCACGGAUUAGCUAAAAAAAUCGAAGGUGGAUUUGUUGGACAAACCGAUGCGAGAGAAGCAUGUGGAAUCAUAGUUGACUUGAUCAAGGCUAAAAAAAUGGCAGGAAAGGCUAUUUUACUUGCUGGUGGCCCAGGAACAGGGAAGACUGCGCUUGCUUUAGCAAUUUCUCAAGAGCUUGGACCAAAGGUUCCAUUUUGCCCUAUAGUAGGUUCAGACUUGUUUUCCGCAGAGGUCAAAAAGACGGCAGCGUUAAUGGAGAACUUCAGAAGAGCAAUCGGUUUAAGAAUCAAAGAGACUAAAGAAGUUUACGAAGGUGAAGUUAUUGAAUUGACACCAGAAGAAGCAGAAAACCCGUUGGGAGGAUAUGGGAAAACUAUCAGUCAUGUUAUAGUGGGUUUGAAAACGGCAAAAGGAACGAAGAGCUUAAGAUUGGAUCCUAGCAUUUACGAAAGCAUUCAGAAGGAAAGGGUGGCUGUUGGAGAUGUUAUGUAUAUCGAGGCUAAUACUGGUUCAGUGAAAAGAGUGGGUAGAUCUGAUGCUUAUGCCACAGAAUUUGACCUUGAAGCUGAAGAGUAUGUUCCUUUGCCUAAAGGUGAGGUCCACAAGAAGAAGGAAAUUGUGCAAGAUGUCACUUUACAUGAUUUAGAUGUAGCGAACUCCAGGCCGCAGGGUGGACAAGAUGUCCUUUCAAUGAUGGGUCAAUUAUUAAAAUCUAAAAAGACUGAAAUCACUGAUAAAUUGAGGACCGAAGUUAACAAAGUAGUCUCCAAGUACAUUGAUCAAGGCGUGGCAGAGUUGAUUCCUGGUGUUUUAUUCAUAGAUGAGGUUCACAUGCUAGACAUUGAAAUUUUCACCUACUUAAAUAGAGCGUUAGAAAGCGAUAUUGCCCCUAUUGUUGUCUUAGCUUCAAACAGAGGCAUGACAACUAUCCGAGGUACUGACGAUAACAAGAAGUCACCUCAUGGAUGUCCUCCAGAUUUAAUCGAUAGGUUAUUAAUUGUUAGAACCUUACCUUACAAUCAAGAUGAGAUCAAAACCAUUAUUUCAAAGAGAGCUACCUUAGAAGGCGUAGCAAUCAGCCCUGAGGCGUUAGAAAAGCUAUCCAGAGAUGGAGCAAAUAUUUCACUUCGCUAUGCAUUGCAACUUUUAGCUCCUGCUGGUGUCUUGAGCCAAACAGCGGGUAGGAAUGAAAUUGCCAUUGAUGAUGUCGAUGAGUGUGAGAUUUUAUUUUUAGACUCGAGACGUUCAAUAAAAGUUGUAGAAGAAAACAAAGAUUAUCUUUAG